UCAUGGGAUGGUGCGAGACUAACAGUCAUGUUUCUCAACUUUGCAACACCGGUGUGCCUCCUUCUGCUACUACCCUUAGCAGCUAGUGAAGAUUUUGGUUUCACCUUCAAUGGCUUCCGAUCAUCGAACCUAACCCUCGAUGGCGUAGCCGAGUUCACACCCAAUGGCCUCUUAGCUCUCACCAAUGGCACCAAACAACAAAUAGGCCAUGCCUUCUUCCCCAACCCAAUCACCUUCAAAACCUCACCAAACUCUCCUUCUCUCUCCUUCUCCACCACCUUUGUCUUCUCCAUCAUCCCCCAAUAUCCAAAUCUCAGCGGCCACGGCAUCGUCUUCAUUGUCUCCCCAACCAGAGCCCUCCCGGAAGCUCUUCCGAGCCAAUACCUCGGCCUUUUCAAUAAAAACAACAAUGACAAUGCCAGCAACCAUUUCGUAGCUGUCGAGCUUGACACGAUUUAUAACAGUGAAUUCAAUGAUAUCGAUGAAAACCAUGUUGGAAUUGAUAUUAACAGUUUGGUCUCUAAAAAAUCAGAGCGAGCGGGCUAUUAUGAUGAUCAAAAUGGGCAGUUUCAUAACUUGACUCUCAUUAGUGGCAAAGAAAUGCAAGUUUGGGUGGAUUAUGAUGGGGUGAAGAAGCAAAUGAAUGUCACAAUGGCUCCAAUCAACACUGCUAAGCCAAGAAAACCACUUUGCACUAUGUUUUAUGAUCUCUCAUCGAUCGUAAAUGAAACCAUGUAUGUUGGGUUCUCGUCGUCCACCGGUUCUGUUGAGACAUCUCAUUAUGUCUUGGGAUGGAGCUUUCAGGUGAAUGGCGAGGCUCGAGCUCUUGACCUGUCUCGACUUCCCAAGCUUCCUCGAAUUGGGCCGAAGAAGAUAUCGAAAUUUUUGACAAUUGGGUUGCCGAUUAUUUGUCUAAUGUCGGUGUUUGGAGUGAUGGCCGGUGUAGUUUUUUAUGUGAGAAGGAAGAGGAAGUCUGCAGAAGUGCUUGAAGAUUGGGAGCUUGCCUAUGGUCCUCAUAGAUUCAAGUUCAAAGAUUUAUAUAUCGCGACAAAAGGAUUUAGAGAGAAAGAACUUUUGGGUAUUGGCGGAUUUGGCAAGGUCUAUCGAGGCAUACUACCCGUAUCAAAAAUUGAGAUUGCAGUCAAGAGGGUUUCUCAUGAAUCAAGACAAGGAAUGAGGGAAUUUGUAGCCGAAAUCGUUAGUAUUGGGCGGUUGCGCCACCGCAAUUUAGUGCAACUCUUGGGUUAUUGCAGACGAAAAGGGGAGCUCCUGUUGGUCUAUGACUACAUGCCCAAUGGAAGCCUAGACAAAUUCCUCUUUGGCCAACCCAAAUCCACUCUCAAUUGGCAACAAAGGUUUCGGGUCAUUAAAGGCGUGGCGUCGGGACUUUUUUAUUUACACGAAGAAUGGGAACAAGUGGUGGUGCAUAGAGAUGUCAAGGCUAGCAAUGUUUUAUUAGACAGCGAUCUUAAUGGAAGAUUGGGUGAUUUUGGGCUUGCCAGAUUGUAUGACCAUGGAACCGAUCCUCAGACUACCCACGUUGUUGGAACUCUUGGGUACCUCGCCCCCGAGCACACUAGAACAGGCAAGGCCACAACGAGCGCCGAUGUGUACGCUUUUGGGGCAUUUCUUCUCGAGAUGGGGUGUGGAAGGAGGCCAAUAGAGCCUAGUGCGCCAAUCGAGCAUCUAAUUUUAGUCGAUUGGGUUUUUUCUUUGUGGAGCGGAGGUGAAAUUUUUCGGGCUAUUGAUCCAAAAUUGGGUAGUGAAUAUGUGGCUGAGGAAGUGGAGUUGGUGUUGAAGCUCGGCUUGUUGUGCUCGCAUUCAGAACCUGCAGUUAGGCCAAGUAUGAGACAAAUUGUACAGUUUCUGGAGGGAGAAGUUCAGCUUCCUGAGCUGACAUCUCUCGAGAUUUCGGCUACUGGAUUAACGUUUGCCAAACGAGAAAGGUUUGAUGAUUUUGCAAUGUCUUAUCCAUCUUCUAUGGAGAAGGCAUUUUCACAAUCGUCUUCUGUUGCAGAAUCGCUUCUCUCUGGAGGUAGAUGAUAUAUAACAGAAAAGUUACGGUCCCAUAUUGAAGGCCCGAAAUCUGACCAGAAAAUUAAUGGAGAGUGAAAAUUUAACUUUUAAACAGUGAAAUCUGCAUUUACAAUAAAUGUGAUCCAUACAUUAAAUAAAUUUCGGAUAAAUUUUUGUGGGUUUGUAACAGAUCUCUUACAUGCUUUGGUUUACUAGCUUUGUUAGUGUAUUUGGUAAACCACAGAGGCUGUAAUAUUCGUUUCUAUAUAUACAAUAUGCACAUAUUAAUUUGAUGCAGUGUAUUUGGCUAUGCAA
Molecule: messenger RNA, 2331 nt
Organism: Camellia sinensis
Lineage: Eukaryota; Viridiplantae; Streptophyta; Magnoliopsida; Ericales; Theaceae
Product: L-type lectin-domain containing receptor kinase IV.1
Biological process (GO): protein phosphorylation
Molecular function (GO): protein kinase activity; carbohydrate binding; ATP binding
Source: RefSeq, a predicted model, not a curated record